GAAACCCUCUAACCCUUUGAGUUUCUAGGUCAAGGGAUCUUGCUCACAGUUUAAACAAAAGCACCCCAGAAAAGAUAAUGUACAAGAACAAGAAAAAGGAAAAGAGCAUGGUGGGCUUUCAAAAAGGCAGAGAGGUUUACUUUUCCUUUUGAUAUUUCUGUUGUGAAGUACUAUAGUUUUAGGAUGCUUGUGGUUAUGAUAAAGGGUGUUGAUCGCCUUCAAGUUUAAGUCUUUAGGAUCAAUGUCCCGGUGCAUACCAUUCCCUCCACCUGGGUACGUGUGGAACGGUGUGGGUGGCGAGGCCCUUAUAGAACUGAUUAAGGUCAACAGAGAAAGGUUAAAGGCUGAGAAGGAAAAGAAAAAGAACAAAGAGAAAAAGAAAAGAAGGGAAGAUGGUGAGAUGUGGGAAAUGCAGAGUCGGAAAAGUAGGCACAAGGAUGACAAGAACAAGAGAAGUCGGGAAAAAAGUGACAACCAAAAGAAUAGGAAAUAUGAAGUCCCAAGGUUGGAGAACAGCAGUCUUUCUGAACAAUCCAGCAAACCAGUUUGUUCUACUCCCAGGUGGAUGGAUCAACUUGUCCAAGAGGAUUUUGAAAUGGCUCUGAGACCCAACAAAGAUCAAUUUUAUUCUACUCUUGGUAUGUCCACAACACUUGCCGAGGAAAUGGCUUCUGGACCUACCAGAGAGAGGUGUCACUCCUCUUCUCGAAUUGAGGUUGUCGCUAAUGAGAAUGCCGAAACAGCUCCAGCAUCCACCUUCUCUGGAAGUGGCUUAAUGCAGAUAGAAUCACAAUAUAGGACAUUAAUUGUGAAUUGGAUUCCCCCUCCCUUACAGACUAAGCACCCUAAGUUUGAUGAUCAAGAGUGGCUCUUUCAAAGAAGGCAGCACAUAAGUAACAUGACAAGAGAAAUUAAUGCUUACAAUGAUGACUUCUGUCAUGGAAGCACCGUCCCAUACCCUUCUGCUCAGUAUUUGUCCAAGGCUGACAUAUGUGCUUUGCCAUUUGCAAUAUCAUUUUGAAACUGCCAUUGGUGAGGUAUUCUUCCGAAGAAAGAAUGUUGCUCUGCUCCAGACUACUAUAUGAUGUGGUAUCAUCGUCAACAUCAAGCAAUGCAAGACUCAAAUGUAACUCUGCACUAGAAUUUGGAUAAACCUCGUCAUCAUU
Messenger RNA from Alnus glutinosa, 1166 nucleotides. RefSeq lists its product as uncharacterized. NCBI's taxonomy places the organism in Eukaryota, Viridiplantae, Streptophyta, Magnoliopsida, Fagales, Betulaceae. The transcript is spliced from 3 exons. The record is from RefSeq and is a predicted model, not a curated record. The coding region runs from base 242 to 1021 and encodes 259 amino acids.